ACCAGCCAACUUGGACAUUUCAGAGGACCGUCUGCUCGGAGCUGUCUCUCUGCUUGUUGCAUUAUAAAAUCCACUCACCUCGGCCCCGAUCACCAGUAACCACUUUGGCUCUCUUCGUCUUCCAGCUCUCCUCCUCCAGCAGCUGCCUGCUGCCGUCUACCAAUUCUUUUCAGCCAACUACCUCUUGCCCUGAGCACCCAGCCAAGACGAAGACAUAGUCGCUCCAUUGUCUCUCGCCUUGCUCACAUCCGCCGUUCCCUCGAGUACUCGACCAGCAAUCGUCAUCACCGCGGGCCUUUGAUCCCAGCUCUUGCUCUCUCUUGCUCUGAGCAUAUAUAUACACGCACACACGCACACAUCCACCCACUCCCUCACUCACGCACACGCAUACUCACACCCAAAAACCUUCUUCUCUCGCCCUCAAGACCCCUUUCGUCGUUGGCGUGUGCCCACCCACCCACACGCACACAUACCCCCGUUGUCUCGCGGCUGCCCCUUCGCGUCGGCCACAGGGAAAGUGCAGGCCUGCACUCCAUCCACCCCGCACCCGCCAAUAAUACCUCGCUGAGCCGCGCGGGCACCCCGCCUUGCCCGCCUUGUUCUGCCCUAUCCUGCCUGCCAGCUUGCCAGCUGCCUCCGCCGCCAUCCUGAUUCUGUCCCCCCAGCAGCCGGCUCCGAGAGAGAACUGAUAGGGGAGAAGAGGAAGCAAAAAAAAAAAGUUAUCGCCAGUUCCACAACCGCCGUUGCAACCAUCCACCCCACCCCUUCCCAUACCCAUACCCACGCCGUGGAACCCAAACGCCGUGUAACCAACCUGUCACUGUCACCAACAUGUGCAAUACCUUCGUACACACAUACCAGUGCGGCCACACAAUCAGGGAGAAGGCUCCUUGCGCCCCGUCGAGAGCCGGCCCCUGCGGCGUGGACAAGACGACCAAAGUCAAGCACGAUAGCAAAUGUGACAGUUGCGAUCAUCACUAA
Molecule: messenger RNA, 981 nt
Organism: Periconia digitata
Lineage: Eukaryota; Fungi; Ascomycota; Dothideomycetes; Pleosporales; Periconiaceae
Source: the annotation of a GenBank genome assembly